Penicillium taxi is the source of this 426-nucleotide messenger RNA. RefSeq lists its product as uncharacterized. NCBI's taxonomy places the organism in Eukaryota, Fungi, Ascomycota, Eurotiomycetes, Eurotiales, Aspergillaceae. The transcript has a single exon. The coding region runs from base 1 to 426 and encodes 141 amino acids. The record is from RefSeq and is a predicted model, not a curated record.
AUGGCUGUCAAACAAGAUACCACCAGCAUCAGUGCUGCUGCUGAGACUCACAUUGCCUCCUAUUGCGCCACCCUCCUCUCGCCCGACUCUAAAACCUCGAUUGAGCGUGCUACCAAGAUGGCCACCUAUUACCUUCCCAACAGUUCUUUCUCCACGGAGGAACGGCUUAUACAAUUAUCUGACCCAUCGACUAUUAUGCCAUUGAUUGCAGGGGUUCUGGAUAGGGCGGGACGCCUGCCUGAAGUCAUCGGCCAUAGAGUUGAGGCCGUGGGAGAGAAUAGCGCAAUCAUCUGGCUAUCCCUAAAGGUGGACCAAUUGGAUAUAUCGAAUGUGUAUGUUUACAGAAGGACUGCGGACGGAGCCGCUGGAUUUGAGGGUGGGAUUUUUGAUGGGGAGAUGUGGAUCAUAAAGAAUUUGAAUAAAUGA